Messenger RNA from Musca vetustissima, 448 nucleotides. It is a transcript of the gene Cyt-b5, whose product is annotated as cytochrome b5. Gene Ontology annotation, cellular component: membrane; intracellular membrane-bounded organelle. The coding region runs from base 36 to 440 and encodes 134 amino acids. The record is from RefSeq and is a predicted model, not a curated record. Gene Ontology annotation, molecular function: heme binding. The transcript has 2 exons. NCBI's taxonomy places the organism in Eukaryota, Metazoa, Arthropoda, Insecta, Diptera, Muscidae.
UUUUAUAUUAAAAACUAAGAACAAAAAGAAAAAACAUGUCAUCGGAAAACGUUAAAUACUUUACCCGCGCCGAAGUUGCCAAAAAUAACACCAAAGACAAGAAUUGGUUCAUUAUUCACAACAACGUGUAUGACGUGACCGCUUUUCUCAAUGAGCAUCCCGGUGGCGAAGAAGUCUUGAUCGAACAGGCCGGCAAAGACGCCACAGAACAUUUCGAAGAUGUUGGCCACAGUUCCGAUGCCCGUGAAAUGAUGAAACAAUACAAAAUCGGUGAAUUGGUUGCCGAGGAACGUUCAAAUGUACCCGAAAAAUCCGAACCCACAUGGAACAGCGAACAAAAGACCGAAGAAUCAUCAAUGAAAUCCUGGUUGUUGCCAUUCGUUUUAGGCUUGAUCGCUACAUUAAUUUACAAAUUCUUCUUUGGUGCUAAAUCCCAAUAAUUGUAAAC